Meriones unguiculatus (Mongolian gerbil) is the source of this 2277-nucleotide messenger RNA. It is a transcript of the gene Atf1, whose product is annotated as activating transcription factor 1. Gene Ontology annotation, cellular component: nucleus; ATF4-CREB1 transcription factor complex. The record is from RefSeq and is a predicted model, not a curated record. The transcript is spliced from 8 exons. The coding region runs from base 257 to 1093 and encodes 278 amino acids. Gene Ontology annotation, molecular function: DNA-binding transcription factor activity, RNA polymerase II-specific; protein binding; RNA polymerase II cis-regulatory region sequence-specific DNA binding. NCBI's taxonomy places the organism in Eukaryota, Metazoa, Chordata, Mammalia, Rodentia, Muridae. Gene Ontology annotation, biological process: regulation of transcription by RNA polymerase II.
CGCGCGCUCCGCGGCCCCCCGCCUCAGCCCCCGGCCUGGUGCAGAUCAUGCCGCCGCCGACGCGCGUCGCGGCGGGGAAACUGUAGCCGGGACCGGCGUCUCUCGCUCGCGGCCUCUCCCCGGCCCGCCCAGCCCGGGCGCCAGCCGCCGCGCUCCGCGGCCGGGACGUGGGCGGCGAGGUCGGCGCCGCCUGGGACGGGGGAGUGGAGGUUCCCGCCCCGGGCAGCGGCCAGGCGGCUCCGCAGCUAACGUUUUCAUGGACUGGAGAGAUGGCUUGUUGAUUAUGGAAGAUUCCCACAAGAGUAACACUUCAGAGACUGCAUCUCAGCCUGGCUCGGCAGUACCGGGGGCUCGCAUUUCUCAGAUAGUCCAUCAGGUGUCAUCUCUGUCAGAAAGCGAGGAGUCUCAGGACUCAUGUGACAGCAUAGGCCCCUCAAAGAAAGCUCACGGGAUCCUGGCCCGGCGCCCGUCUUACAGGAAAAUUUUGAAAGACCUCUCUUCUGAAGAUACACGGGGCAGAAAAGGAGACGGAGAAAAUUCUGGCCUCUCUGCUGUCACUUCUAUGUCUGUUCCGACCCCCAUCUAUCAGACGAGCAGCGGACAGUACAUUGCCAUUGCCCCCAACGGAGCCUUGCAGUUGGCCAGUCCAGGCGCAGAUGGAGUGCAGGGCCUGCAGACGUUAACCAUGACAAACUCGGGCAGUGCUCCGCAAGGCACGCUCCUGCAGUGCGCACAGACCUCGGACGGACAGCAGAUACUUGUCCCGACCAACCAGGUGGUUGUGCAGACUGCAUCAGGAGAUAUGCAGACUUACCAGAUCCGCACCACACCGUCUGCUACGUCACUUCCACAGACCGUGGUGAUGACAUCGCCUGUGACUCUUACGUCCCAGACAACGAAGACAGAUGACCCCCAACUGAAGAGAGAAAUACGGCUGAUGAAAAACAGAGAGGCUGCCCGGGAAUGCCGCCGGAAGAAGAAGGAGUACGUGAAGUGCCUGGAGAACCGCGUGGCCGUUCUGGAAAAUCAAAACAAAACCCUAAUAGAAGAGCUGAAGACCCUGAAGGAUCUUUAUUCUCAUAAAAGUGUUUGAUUCUUUAAAGAGAAAGUAUUUUUGUGGACUUCCUUAAAAAUUAGGUGGAUUUUUUUUUUUUUUUUUUUUUUUUUUUUGUGUGUGUGUGUGUGUGUGGAGUCCUGUAAAUUCAAAAGUCAAAGCAGCCACUUUGUGUUAGGUUCUUACAGUGCAGAGGUGGCGGAGGCUGAGUGGAAGCGACCUUCAGGGGGCUGCUGGCACAGCCGGGAGCUCAGAAAGGAGAAGGUGAUAAAGCAGGCGAUUCCCGCCAAGUCUGGGUUCUCACUGUUUUUCAAGACAUGCCUUUUUCGUGUGUGUGUGUGUGUGUGUGUGUUUCAUUUCUGCCAAUAAAUUUUAAAUUACAAAUGUAAAAGCAAGCAUAACGUUACUAAGUGUGUAAAUUAUGGGGGCUGUUGUACUGUCUGUCAGGUGUGCUAAAUGAGCUAACCUUUGGUUUUGUUGGACGGGUUUGAGAAGCAUCCUAAAAGGCAUAGAGGUACAAGAUCCUACAGUGGUCUGUAACAUUCUUAUCGGAAUGGAAAGAGACUGUCUGCAAGUUUGAUAGUUUUAAAUAGUUCUUUGCCUCCUCUGAUGAGGGCAAUUUUCACAAGUAUAUGAUAAAUUCGCUUUUUGAUUCUCUAACCCUGUAUGCAGUUGAAGAUCCUUACUUCCUCUUUUGUGCUUUAAUGGAAUGAAGUGUUUACAAAAGCCCUUAAAAUGUUUUAAAUAGCCUGAAGAUGCACAACAAACCAAAGCUUUCCCGAGAGGAAUUUCUAAUCCUCUUCCCAUAAGGCUCAUCGGUUCUAAAAUAGUUACUGAGGCAACUUUACAUUGAGACGCUGUGUAAUGUCGCCUGUGGUACCUUUAUAAGAGAAGUGACUGCCGAUAUAUUUUUAUAGUGAAUCUUUAUAAAUUCUAAUGUUGAGUUUUUAAUGAUUAUUUUAAAUGUUUAUAUAGUUUGUUUAGUAAAAGAGUUUGUAUCUGAAAGUAUCAUUUUUAUAUUAUGAGAAGAGUAAAGUUUUCAAUUGGCUGGUAUUUGAGCGUGUGUCCUCUAUAAAGCCUCUGUAGAGCUCAAGCUGCGGUCAGUGCGCCAGCGUCUAACCUCUAUGUUCUAAUCUGCGUACACUGGAACUGUACUGCAGAACUGUUUUGCGCCCGCACAGUUGUUUCAUAUCGCCUAUGAGAUUAAAGAACAUUUGAUAAAA